Molecule: messenger RNA, 737 nt
Organism: Vigna umbellata (rice bean)
Lineage: Eukaryota; Viridiplantae; Streptophyta; Magnoliopsida; Fabales; Fabaceae
Source: RefSeq, a predicted model, not a curated record
CUUUUAUAGACUAAUUGAUCACUUACUGAUGGAUUUUCAGGGACAUGAACUUGUACUGCAUGUUUUGUACCAUCUGCACUCCCUGAUGAUAUUCGAUUCAGUUGAAAAUGCUUCAUCUUCUGCUGUUUUAUAUGAAAAAUUUCUCUUGGGAGUGGCCAAAACUUUAUUGGACUCUUUUCCAGCUUCAGACAAGUCUUUUAAUAGACUUCUUGGUGAAGUUCCACUUUUGCCUGAGUCGUCCUUGAAGAUUUUGAAUGAUGUCUGCUAUUCUGAUAUUAUUGGUCAUGAUGGAAAAGUUAUCCGUGACAUUGAACGUGUGACUCAAGGCCUUGGUGCUAUCUGGAGUUUAAUUUUGGGGCGUCCACAAAAUCGCCAAGCCUGCUUGGGAAUAGCAUUGAAGGUAAGCUGUCAUCAUGAGACUCUAAAUGCAAAAUAUAUCAUUUUGAUAGUGUAUGAUAUCUUAGCUAUUUAUUUAUAGUCAUCAUCUGUGGCGUAUUGGAGGCUGGCACUUAGUCUCAUGGAGUUCCACAAUAAUAAUUUGAAAUGAAAAUACUUGAAGGACUAAAUAAUUUGGGAUGAAAGCAAUCUGCUAAAAGUACGAUAAUAUUAUUUAGCGCUUAAAGAAUUUAAAGUGAUAGUAUUCACUAUACUCCUUCCAUGCAACCAUCUAAGACAACUUUUCAGCUAGCUUAAUUAAUUGUGUGCCAUGCGUACACUAUAUAUAUGUUAAAUGCUAG